AGUCUGGUCCCGAAACCCAAGGUCCGAUCCGCAAACCCAAGGUUCCCAGUCUCCCCUCUUGCCCCCAUCUCGCGUCCUCCGCUUCUCCUAUGCCGAUCUGAUAACAACGGCUUCUUUCCUCACAAUGCCAAUGGCAGCUCUGACGACCCAGCUAGCUAACAACAUGGUCGUCGCCCAUGUUCUUGCCCGGUGAACAAAACGACCAUGCAUUCUCUCCCAGAGCGCACAGUACCUGAGCAAGCUAAUAAUAAGGUGCUUAUUAUUACUACUCCAUGGUUUUGAUGUUCCAUUCCAACCUCAAUGAUGAAACACAUGCUUCCCCUGUGAGAAAGCAGGAGCGUGGAGCUCUGUCCCAUCAGCUGUCAUAAUCACCAGGCCAUCAUCGACGCUCCGUCCUUUGGCGCGUGGAAGUGGAUGCAUGCGGUGUGCGGGAUAUGGGCCGGGAAAAAGCUCCGACAGACGCGGGCUGACGAAGCCACUAUGCUCGAUCGUAUCUAGUGGGAGGUGCAAAGAGGAUCUAGCAGAGAUGGAGCAGCGAUAUCGCGUGACUGCAGCGACGGGAGCCUUGGAACCCGUCAUAAGCAAGCUCACUAACUUGCUGGAUGACCGGGCCGAAUUUGCUCAUCUCGAGAGGUGGCGAGAAGACAUCCAGUUCGUCAAAUCACGGCUGAGCUCCAUGUACUCUCUCCUUCUGACGAUAUGGGACAGGGAGGAUCUUCGUCUUGAUUCCGCGUGCAACGAAUGGAUGGCUGACGCACGGAAGCUGUCCUACAGUGUUGAGGAAGACAUCGACAGCGGCGUCUUUGCCGACAGCUCCGCCUUCACACAGCCUAAAACCGACGCAGUAAACCCAUUCGAGAAGCUGAAGAAUGAGGUGCAAAAAUUGAUCAACCGGUGCUCGGAGGACUGGAAGACUCUGGGAAGAACCAUCUCGGAGCAUCAUCAGCCAGCUGAGCCGAAUGUUGACCCAAUCAUGUCUGAAUUUAUCCACAACGAUGCGUCGGAGCUCGUGGAGAUGGAUGAGAAGAAAUAUCAACUCAUUAGAUUGCUGGAAGAGCACCACACUGUAUGCAUUGUAGGAUUUGCAGGGAUGGGCAAAACCACACUUGCUGACCAAGUGUACCAAGGAAUCAGAAAGAAAUUCAAAAGCCAUGCCUUUGUUUCAUUGUCGAGAAGGCCAAACGUGACGCGAGUUUUGACAAGUCUUUGUACUCAAGUCAUGGUGUCUGCCAUCACUAAGAGAAAAGUAGUAACCAACAGUCUAGCUGACACGGUUGCAUUGGAAUGGGGCAGUCAUUAUUCUUCCUUCAUCAAAGCCAUAAAAGAUAUACUCUGCGAAGAUGUACUCCGCAAAGCUAAUGACGAGCAAAAGAAAGACACAGAAACUUUGAAUAAACUGCAAGAGGAAGAAAAUAUACUCAUCAAGAACAUAAAGGGAUUCUUCGGAAGGGAAGUAACUGGAAAUACACAGCUUCAGGGCACCGGUGCAGAAGACAAACUGAUCAUGUCUGUAGCAGUAUUUUUCUUGAGAAAAGAAUGGAAAGCACGCGUUGAUGAUCACAACAAGUAUCUGAAGAAAAUCAUAUCGAAACUUCUUGAGGAUAAAAGGUACCUUGUCAUAGUCGAUGAUAUUUGGGAUUGGAAAGACUGGGAAUGCAUCAGAAACGACACUCUUCCAAAGAUUAAUAAUUCGGGAAGUAGAAUAAUCAGUACAACUCGUUAUAAAGGUAUAGCUGAGAAAUAUCAGAUGGACAAUAAUUCAUUUGUCUAUGAAAUUGCGGGUCUUUCUCCUGUUGCCGCAUCAGCUUUAUCAAAAAGGGUACUUAUGAAAUCUGGCAAGGUCAAUAACUUUCAAUGUGACAUAAAUGGGCCGUGUUCUUCUAUCGCAAAGGUGACCAGUGGUAUGCCCUUGGCAAUAAUUUGUAUGUCUUCAGCAGUGGCUGAGCAGCUAUCAGUACAAGACGGACAAGCACUUGAUCACAAAUGGUUUCAUGUCGCUGAAAGCCGAGCAUUGGAAGGGAUUUUAACUAUUCCUGGUUUGAGACCAUUUGUAGAGAGCUUCAGCCAUGUCUACCAUGAGCUUCCUCUCCAUCUGAAGACUUGCCUCCUGCACUGCUGUAUUUAUCCUCCUCAUCACAUCUUUGGAAGGAAUGAUCUCAUACGGAUAUGGAUUGCUGAAGGAUUUGUUCAGGAAGAGGAAGAAGCCCAAAGCUACAUUGAUGAGCUUAUAAACAAGGGUUUCAUUUGGCCUUACUCAUCCACCACCAUAACGGAAAAGGUUGUGAAAUAUGAAAUGAAUGUCAUGAUGCUGCACUUCCUUAUUAAGUGCAAAUCACAUGAAGAUUACUUCCUUGCAUCUCCAGAUUGUUGGUCUGAUCUCUCCCGUAUACCAGCCAUACCACCAGUCCGUCGGUUAUGUAUUCAGUGCUACCAUUAUAAAGUGGACAUUUCAGAUCAAUUACAUAUGUCAGAUAUUCACAUUCUAUAUGUUUUUGAUUACACGUGGAUAUCUUCCUUGAAGCAUUUUGAACACCUGCAAAUGCUGUACCUUCAUGGAGGUCACUUAACUAACGCUGAUCUGGAGGAUAUUUGUGGGCUGGUCGGGCUAAGAUGGUUGAGCCUCCGGGUGGAACUAAUCAAUCUGCUCCCAAAAGAAAUUCAGAGACUGCAGAAUUUGAAGACUUUAGAUGUAAGUAAUACAGGAAUCUUGGGUCUCCCAAAAGAAAUUGGGGAACUGAAGUGUUUGGAGACUCUUGAUGUGAGUAACACAAUGCUCACAGAGCUACCCAUGGAAAUUUGGAGACUGCAACAAAUGAAAACUCUUGAUGCAGGAGGCACACAUAUCAGAGAAGUUUCUAAAGAAAUUGGAAAAUUGGUAAAAUUAGAAACUCUGGAUCUGAGGAGCACAAUGAUAACUGUGCUACCCAAGGAAAUCGGAGAGCUGCUGUGUUUGAAGACAUUGAACCUCCGUCACACGUUUGUCAGAGAGUUACCCAAGGAAACUGGAGAACUGCAGCAUUUGGAAACUCUAGAUGUAAGUGGCACAAUGCUCAAAGAGCUGCCCAAUGAAUUAUUGGGGAAACUGAUGAAACAUUUGAAGACUCUGAAUAUUAGUAGCACCUUGGUCAGAGAGCUACCAUGGGAAGCAGGUGGGAUUUCAAACACACUCAGUGUGCUUGUCGAAGACAGUGACCCUCCUAAAGCGCUGACGUUGCUCAACAAGGACGUCCGCAGACCUUGGAAUGAAGGUACUUCUUCAGCAGAAAAUUGCAGAGACAAACUAUCGAUCACGGUAUUUGAUCAUUUUGGAUCAAGCAAGGAACCCCUACCAUUUGCGAGAUUUAAGAUCGGUGAAAGACAUAUAGGUGUCCCGGAGUUGGUUAAAACUCACCUAAGGAAUAUUUGUUCCUUAGAAAUCAGUGUCUGGAAGCUUGAGAAGGAGGACUUCAAGUUUCUGGGGGAGAUGCCCAAACUGCAUGCUCUUGCACUACAACUUGAAUUGCGCACACGAGAUCCUAUUACAAUCACUUCCACAGGAUUUCUAGAGCUGGAGAGUUUCUCCAUUGAUUGCCGAGCGCCGCGUAUAACCUUCCAUGAAAGAGCCAUGCUUAAGCUGAAAUAUCUUAACUUCAAGUUUUAUGCUUGCCUACCAACUGAACACCCUAUGGGCAUCAAACACCUCCAGAGCCUCAAAAGUAUCACCUUCCGAUGUGGUUCCCCGAGGUAUGGAAGCGACGCUCCAGGCAUCAAUGCCGUUAUUAACGAAGUGAGAAAACAAGCCCAGGAGAACCCCAACAGGAUCACCUUCUGCGUUAACGACAAUGAACAGGUUUACCCAGAGAAGGCUAUAAAGCUUUUUGAAGAAAAUGGUGAAAGUACCAUUAUUAUCGAUGGUGCUGGCAGCAGCAGUGCAACUGGCGUGGAGACAAGCCUUUUUUCUAAUGAUACUGACGAGGAGGGAAAGAUUACUUCGGUCGGUCAGUAGGUAUUACCCGUUUGGCUACUUGGAGUGAAUUCACAGGUUCUUUUCAUGGUGACACAGUGGCGACGAUUUUGCGCUCUCUAUUAUUGCAGCACUCUGAUGAAGGCUAAUAACAGAUUCUUGACCCUGCAAGCUACUAGAAUCAAAAGCCAUGCAGUUCUUUGCGGCCAAUGGAUGAUCUAUUUUUUUACUGUCUUGGACUUCACUUGUGAACCUGUAAUAAGUUUAAAUUCUGGGCGUGUCGCUGUAAUAAGCAUGGACUGAUGCUCCUUCUUAGAAGGGUGAUGCUGGAUUUUUGCAUUGUCUAAAUAAAGUGGUCGAUGUUACUGAAAACUAUGACAUCAUGAAAUAGCUUAAUCUUUUACUAAGAAAGAAAGACUAAAUGUUGCUGUGGCAAGUAUA
Messenger RNA from Sorghum bicolor (sorghum), 4384 nucleotides. Its product is annotated as probable disease resistance protein RF9. The transcript has 10 exons. The record is from RefSeq and is a predicted model, not a curated record. Lineage: Eukaryota; Viridiplantae; Streptophyta; Magnoliopsida; Poales; Poaceae. Bases 419 to 3985 code for a protein of 1188 amino acids. Gene Ontology annotation, molecular function: ADP binding. Gene Ontology annotation, biological process: defense response to other organism.